Fusarium odoratissimum NRRL 54006 is the source of this 1305-nucleotide messenger RNA. RefSeq lists its product as uncharacterized. The record is from RefSeq and is a predicted model, not a curated record. The transcript has 8 exons. The coding region runs from base 1 to 1305 and encodes 434 amino acids. Lineage: Eukaryota; Fungi; Ascomycota; Sordariomycetes; Hypocreales; Nectriaceae.
AUGGGCAGUCUCGCUGAGCAAUCACACAACACCCAGCGGUUCUGCGAGGAUUCGCCUGAAAAAGUUCCUGGUAGCUCUCGACGGAUAUAUAUCAGUAACUCCAACGGUGUUAGUAUACUAGCACUUUUGAGAACAGCACCUGCAUCACACGUGUCCGGGUUUCGCAAGCUCUUCGCAGGUUAUCGUGAUCCAAACCCAAUUGCCGAUUUAUCGUUGAGUGACGCUGACUGGUGGGGUGCUGCAAACUUUGUCAUCUCCUUCAAUCUUCCUUUCUUUGCCAUUGGUACACAAGAUAACCAAGACAGUCGUACAUUGUCUGAGAAUCAGUAUCUUAGGGGCCAGUACGAUCUAGAUUAUCUGUAUCUCAGAGACGAGACAGCCACUGCAGAUCAGCAAAUCAACACCUCCUUUCACGAGAGGGCUGUUCUACAUGAAGCUGUCUAUUCACAUGUGAUUACAGGCCGGAGCGAGCACUAUUGGACAGCGGUUUGCCUGGACGGCGUCUUUUUCGAGGAAGAACCGAGACGCGCAGAAGAGGAAAUAGUUGAGGCAUCAGAAGACCCUGUCAUCAUUCAAGUAGAGCUUAAGGCCACAGGGACAACUCGUUCACCUCGAGCAUAUGCACUAGCAUACCUUGAAAAGGAACUUGAGAAGAUAGUCGAGUACCACGGAAAUGUCCAAGACUGGUUCAGCAAGAGUCUUGAUCGCUACGUAGAAUGUUGUCACUUGGGAAAAUGCGAAUGUCAUUUGUGUUCUUUUUCAACUAACAUCUCAGAUUUGCUGGGCAGGGUCAUUUACUUCAACUCUAAUAGCGCGAGCAAGGUGAAUGACUUCCUUGCGAGACAUAUCAUACUUGGACAGAAGGAACUACUUCAGGGACCAUUAUGGCAAGUCCUGCAGGGCGAUUAUGGUGCUUUGGGGUCUUUACGAGGCAUCAAAAGCUCUUUUAGCCAGCUCAGCGACAUCGAUGGCCAUCUGAUGAUACUGAAAGAGAAAGAGAAAGUCUUUAGGCGCGAGAGGGAAAAUCACCAUGCGAAAGAACGGCAGAAACGAGACAAGAGGAUGCAACAGAUCACCAUUGUGGCAUUUGUCCUAGCUAUCUUGAACUUGUUUGCACAAGUUUAUGCUGGUAAACCAGACAGACAAGACUCCUCCUCAACACCGGGCUACCUUACUCUGGUAAUUAUCUUCAUCGGGAUCCUGUGGUUUCUCUGCCCGUACGUGCCUUGCUACAGCAAGAAGCUAUGGGAGCUCUUUGCAUCAAAACUACAAGAUGCUCGGAGUUCUGCCAGUAGCCUACCAUGA